Prorocentrum cordatum is the source of this 765-nucleotide messenger RNA. NCBI's taxonomy places the organism in Eukaryota, Dinophyceae, Prorocentrales, Prorocentraceae. The record is from the annotation of a GenBank genome assembly.
AUGCUGGUGCCGUACGCCCCGGUCGCUUCUGCCAGGCUUGCGCAGGUCAACGUCUCUGCACGCCGCGCCCCCCUCGGCGCGCACCCGGCCUCGUGCGACCCGGACUCGAAGCACCCGGAGCAGCGGGGCAUGUGGUGCCUGUCGGCGUGCCCUGCCGGCUUCGAGCCCUCGGGCGGCACCAACUGCGUGCAGGCGUGCGGGGGCGGCUUCCCUGCGGAGGGCAUGGGCGUGUGCGGCGUCAACCAGGGCGAGCUCGUGAUCGCCACGACCGAGAUGGUGUCCAUGGUCGCCAACGGCGCCAUCGAGUCGUACCUGCUCAUCAGCGACAUGAAGGACAGGGACGGGCGUGCGCGCCGACAAGCUCUCUGCCACGAUCGACGUGUUCAUCGACAUGGGGAAGCCCUUUGCCCGGCCGCAGUGCCCCGUGGCGGAGCGGUAGGGCCCCGCCCUCUGCCCGGCCCCCCACGGCCGUCUCCAGAAGGUGGGCCUCGACGGUCGACGGGGGACAUGCCCGACCUGACGAUGACCACGGCACCCCCUCGUGCAGGAGCCCGCGCCUGCGGGGGCUGCCUCUGUCGGGCGUGGCGUGGGUGCAAAGGUGCAUGCCCUUCGCUCCCUUCCCGCCUCUGCCGCCUUUUGCCGACCCCCCGGCUGUUUUCCGAGAAAGGCCGGAGGCGGCAUCCGCCGGUCCACCAGCUCUCUCCUUUCAAGCAGUGGCGAAGCGUCCUGGCGUGCCUACCGAACAACGUGCUGAGAACCUUUUGA